Messenger RNA from Cylindrotheca closterium, 2730 nucleotides. NCBI's taxonomy places the organism in Eukaryota, Bacillariophyta, Bacillariophyceae, Bacillariales, Bacillariaceae. The record is from the annotation of a GenBank genome assembly.
AUGCAUGAACCACUGAAUGAGGCGUCAGUGCCUAGUUCGCCACCACUACCAGAUAAUAACAAGUCAUCUGCAACGAAAAGGACUUCCUACGAUCAUGCGAAAACGAAAAAGCCGGAAACAGAAAGGAUAAGUAAAUUGAGGAAUCGCAGUAACUCUCCAACUGGCGGCGCUAUAACUUCACCAAACAACAGCAGUCGGAGAUCUCGGUCUAUAGCUGUCGACAAGGUCAUUAAACAUGCCAAGGAGAAAGUUCAGAAGAAACGAAUACGGAACAACCAUAACAACAGCCUCAACAGCGAAACAAUGCUCAUGUCAUCAUCCAACCACACAAAUCAUACCAAUCAUACCAAUCAUACAAAUGGAAGUACUAUGUCUGCGAGUGCCAUUCUAGACAAAAGGAGACCACUCCAACAGGAUGCGGAAGGGGGGAAGCUGGGACUUCGGCCGGCUGCCAUGACCAGUGGCGCAAACCAGAGUGCGAUUGACAGUAUACUAGGAAUUGCUACAGAGCAACAACAACAGCAACAACAACAACAAAAGAAUAUUCGAAACAAGCGGGAGAACAGAGCGAGACGCAGCCAUCGAAGGGCUGAAACACUACCUACCAUUCCAUCUCAUGGCGGCGAACAGUACAAUGAUAUGGAUUCCGACGACGACAUUGAAGAAGAUUCUCUGAAUGAUAGGAAACCACCACGCCCAAGGCAACCAAGAAGGUUUAGAACCAGCAAAAAAAAAAGCACAAUAGACCGUAACACGCAGUCACUGUCGCCCAAUGGUGGACAUGCGAAAAUACGAGAAAAAAGAGUUCCAAGGGCCGAAUCAGUCUCCUCCUUAUCAGGGUCGGAAGGUGAAAGUGGGCAACGUUCCCGAGCGCUGCGGCGCCAGCAAAUAAAGGCCCAAGAAUCACCUACAUACAAUGAGUCGCCACAUGCGAUUCGGUCAUCAUUGAGGAGGAAAUAUGAUUCCCAAAAGCCACUUGAGAAACAGAAUGCCGACGGGAAUGAUGAUACUGACAUUCCGCCGGCUCCAUAUCCGCUUCCGCAAUUUCAAUCACCAACGGCCACGCGAGGGACUGUUUCGCCGCUAUCCUCUCCGAGUAAUCAUGAUAUUUCCGAAAGCAUGAGUCCUCUGACAAUGUCCUCCAAACUAUCUUUGAAGGGUCCCAUUCGAAUGCAUAUUCCAUGGGCCAAAGGAUCUGACAUGGGUGGAGCUAAAAAGGAGCCGCGAAGGGUUGCUGGCGAUAAAAUCGGUGCUGAUGAUGAAGCAGAAGACUCGUUUGAGAUGGAUGUUGUUGGUGAACCAAGCAUGGAGUUUAGUCGAAUAUUAGAGGCCGACAAGAAUCCUGUUCGACCUGAUAGACUGUCGUCGAUUCGGAGUCUGAGCUAUAAGGAGCGUCACAAGCGCACUUCGUAUCCUCAUGAGCUCGAUAUGUACAAAGGUCAUCGAUCCCCAAACCAAGCAGACUAUAUGCCACACCAACCUACCCGACCCAGAGGAUCAUCAGCAGCGAAUAUUAGUGCGGGACGAGUAUCCAUGUUUGAAAAUUCGUCGUUGGGUAGCUUUAGCUUGGCUGGAUCUUCCAGCGGAAGGGCAUCCAUGUUUGAAAAUUCCGAUCCUCAUAUUCGCGAAGGCGGAGAUGCGAGUCCAACUGUGGAUAGGGUACCAAUGUGUCCCACUCGCCUUUCAUCGAUGCAUUCCAUGAAAUUUAACCAAUCGUCGGGAUCGUUCAGCAUAGGCACUUUUGAUACCAUAAAGGACGGGGUUCUGAGACCGGCGGAUGGCACUGACGUUCCAAAGGGACCACCGGUAGAUGCUACUCCCAAAAUAAGAAACAAGCCAAAUGUAAAAGAAACCAAGAAAAAGUUAGCAGCACCAUUGGACAGUGACGAUGACAUUGAAUCACUGGAAGAAUCUGAACGGGGAUCAUCGGACGAAGAAGAAUCGAUCCAGUCCUUGUCUCCACCACCAAAAGAAAAACCGAAAUCAAUCCGGUCUUUGUCGCCGCCACCAAAGGAAAAACGGAAGAAAAUAAAAUCCCCAUUGCAAACGCCAAAAACGGUUGGAGCUACGGCCAAGAAGAGGACUAUUUUCCUAUCGCCAUUGUCAAAGCUAAGCAUGCCGAAGUCACCAGCUUCACUAAGAGGUAGACGGACUUUUGGUAGAAAGAAAAAUGACGAUGGAAAGGAUAGUACCCAUUCACGUACUGGAAAUGUUGAGAAGUUAAAAUCAUGGCUGCCUAUUGCACUCGGAAGCAAGAGUAGUUCCAAACAUGAGAAAAAAGAAACAGAGGAAGGCAGCAAACGUUCCAAACGAUCUUCACAUACGACUAGAAAGCACGGUUCCAAGGAUGAGAAAACAGAGAGAGAGGAGGGCAGCAAACGUUCCAAACGAUCCUCUCGAACGACAAGAAAGAAAAACGGUUCCAAACAUGACAAAACAGAGACAGAGGAGGACAGCAAACGUUCCAAACGAUCCUCUCGAACGACAAGAAAGAAUGGUACCAAACACGAGAAAACAGAAACAGAGGAGGGCAGCAAACGUUCCCGACGAUCCACUCGGACAACUAGACGCUCAGUACAGUUGGACGAAGUCACCAAGGAGCAAUCGCCAAAAGAACAGUCCCCGGGCUCACUGGGUAGUCUCAAGAAAGCAUUUCAAAAUCGGACAGGUAAAUCCAAGUCGCCACACGGGGUCAGGGCUGCAUCUAAGAAGAAUGCUUCCCCAACAUAA